CGGCAGGCGAGACGAACGCCACAGGUAGGACCUGCGGGAGCAUGGAGCCUCCUCGGGUGGAGAAGUUCCGCACCGCUGGCCGAGGAAACGGGUUGCGCGCCGUGACGUCGCUGCGCCCCGGAGAGCUGCUGUUCCGCUCGGACCCGCUGGCUUACACGGUGUGCAAGGGCAGCCGUGGCGCUGUCUGCGAGUGCUGCCUUCUCGGGAAGGAGAAGCUGAUGCGGUGCUCUCAGUGCCAGGUUGCCAAAUACUGCAGUGCUAAGUGUCAGACAAAAGCUUGGCAGGACCAUAAGCGGGAAUGCAAAUUGCUUAAAUGUUGCAAACCUAGAUAUCCUCCAGAUUCUGUCCGACUUCUUGGCAGAGUUGUUUUCAGACUUAGAGAAGAAAUGCCCUCUGAAUCAGAGAUACUUUACACAUUUUAUGAUCUGGAGUCAAACAUUAGCAAACUGACUGAAGAUAAGAAAGAGGGACUUAGGCAGCUUGCAAUGACAUUUCAGCAUUUCAUGAAAGAAGAAAUACAGGAUACUUCUAUGCUGCCAUCUUCCUUUGAUAUUUUUGAAGCCUUUGCCAAAGUGAUCUGCAACUCUUUCUCCAUCUGUAAUGCAGAGAUGCAGGAAGUCGGGGUUGGCCUCUAUCCGAGUAUGUCCUUGCUCAAUCACAGCUGUGACCCCAACUGUUCAAUUGUGUUCAAUGGGCCCCACCUCUUACUGCGUGCAAUUCGGGAUAUUCCUGCUGGAGAAGAGCUCACCAUCUGCUACCUGGACAUGCUGAUGACAAGUGGGGAGCGCCAGAAACAGCUGAAGGACCAAUACUGCUUUGAGUGUGAUUGUUCCCGUUGCCAAACACAGGACAAGGAUGCUGAUAUGCUAAGUGGUGAUGAGAAAGUAUGGAAAGAAGUUCAAGAAUCUCUGACAAAAAUUGAAGAAUUAAAGGCACUUCGGAAGUGGGAACAGGUUCUGGCCAUGUGCCAGGCGAUCAUAAGCAGCAACUCUGAAAGGCUUCCUGAUAUCAACAUCUACCAGCUGAAGGUGCUUGACUGCGCCAUGGAUGCCUGCAUAAACCUCGGGCUGCUGGAGGAGGCCAUGUUUUAUGGUGUUCGGACUAUGGAGCCAUACAGGAUCUUUUUCCCAGGCAGCCAUCCUGUCAGAGGUGUGCAAGUAAUGAAAGUUGGCAAACUGCAGUUACACCAAGGCAUGUUCCCCCAAGCAAUGAAAAAUCUGAGACUGGCUUUUGAUAUUUUAAGAGUGACACACGGACGAGAACACAGCCUGAUUGAAGACUUGAUUCUACUCUUAGAAGAAUGUGAAGCCAACAUAAAAACAUCUUGAGAGAAUUCAAAGAGAAGAUGGCUCAUUGCAUUCUUGAAUUACUUACUGAGGUCAUGCACAUGUUGUUUCUGAAGGCAUUCCCCCCUAGUGGAAAUGCUAUUCAAUGUUUAUACAGGCAAAUAAGAGCAGACAUAUGGUUGCAAAACAGGAAAAUCAUUAGCUGUUGAGAAGGAUGAUUAUAAUAAACAC
Messenger RNA from Suncus etruscus (white-toothed pygmy shrew), 1517 nucleotides. It is a transcript of the gene SMYD3, whose product is annotated as SET and MYND domain containing 3. The transcript has 12 exons. Gene Ontology annotation, cellular component: nucleus. The record is from RefSeq and is a predicted model, not a curated record. The coding region runs from base 42 to 1328 and encodes 428 amino acids. Lineage: Eukaryota; Metazoa; Chordata; Mammalia; Eulipotyphla; Soricidae. Gene Ontology annotation, molecular function: protein binding; histone H4 methyltransferase activity.